Owenia fusiformis is the source of this 1405-nucleotide messenger RNA. NCBI's taxonomy places the organism in Eukaryota, Metazoa, Annelida, Polychaeta, Sabellida, Oweniidae. The record is from the annotation of a GenBank genome assembly.
UGACACAACUACAGUUGCUGACGCAACUACGGCAGAUACGACAGCAGCUGAUGCUACAACUACAGUGGCUGACACAACUACAGCUGAUGCUACAACAACAGUUGCUGAUGCAACAACGGCUGAUGUAACAACAACAGUAGCUGACACAACUACAGUUGCUGACGGAACUACAGCUGAUGCUACAACAACAGUUGCUGAUGCAACAACGGCUGAUGUUACAACAACAGUAGCUGACACAACUACAGUGGCUGACGCAACUACGGCAGAUACGACAGCAGCUGAUGCUACAACUACAGUGGCUGACACAACUACAGCUGAUGCUACAACAACAGUUGCUGAUGCAACAACGGCUGAUGUUACAACAACAGUAGCUGUCACAACUACAGUGGCUGACGCAACUACGGCAGAUACUACAGCAGCUGAUGCUACAAUUACAGUGGCUGACACAACUACAGCUGAUGCUACAACAACAGUUGCUGGUGCAACAACGGCUGAUGUUACAACAACAGUAGCUGACACAACUACAGUGGCUGACGCAACUACGGCAGAUACUACAGCAGCUGAUGCUACAAGUACAGUGGCUGACACAACUACAGCUGAUGCUACAACAACAGUUGCUGAUGCAACAACGGCUGAUGUUACAACAACAGUUGCUGACACAACUACAGUGGCUGACGCAACUACGGCAGAUACUACAGCAGCUGAUGCUACAACUACAGUGGCUGACACAACUACAGCUCAUGCUACAACAACAGUUGCUGAUGCAACAACGGCUGAUGUUACAACAACAGUAGCUGACACAACUACAGUGGCUGGCGCAACUACGGCAGAUACUACAGGAUCUGAUGCUACAACUACAGUGGCUGACACAACUACAGCUGACGCUACAACAACAGUUGCUGAUGCAACAACGGCUGAUGUUACAACAACAGUUGCUGACGCAACUACAGUUGCUGACACAACUACAGCUGAUGCUUUAACAACAGUUGCUGAUGCAACAACGGCUGAUGUUACAACAACAGUUGCUGACACAACUACAGUGGCUGACGCAACUACGGCAGAUACUACAGCAGCUGAUGCUACAAGUACAGUGGCUGACACAACUACAGCUGAUGCUACAACAACAGUUGCUGGUGCAACAACGGCUGAUGUUACAACAACAGUAGCUGACACAACUACAGUGGCUGACGCAACUACGGCAGAUACUACAGCAGCUGAUGCUACAACUACAGUGGCUGACACAACUACAGCUGAUGCUACAACAACAGUUGCUGAUGCAACAACGGCUGAUGUUACAACAACAGUUGCUGACAUAACUACAGUGGCUGACGCAACUACGGCAGAUACUACAGCAGCUGAUGCUACAAGCACAGUGGCUGACACAACUACAGCUGAUGCUACAACG